Molecule: messenger RNA, 2549 nt
Organism: Nematostella vectensis (starlet sea anemone)
Lineage: Eukaryota; Metazoa; Cnidaria; Anthozoa; Actiniaria; Edwardsiidae
Product: interferon-related developmental regulator 1
Exons: 11
Coding region: 206-1492 (428 amino acids)
Source: RefSeq, a predicted model, not a curated record
CAUUGGUUCAGUUUCUUGGUCCCAUUCGUUGGGUGAAGUGAGGUUUUCUUGCGAAGUCCCAAUGUAUUUACAGAGUUCAGCAUUAUUCCAACAGUUAGAUCAUUAUAACAAUACAAGAAGAAAGCGCAGUAUACGAAGGAGAAAGUAUCACAAAUUCAAAUAAUAAUUAUCGUAAAUAGUCUGUGAAAUAACCGAAAGAAUAACCAUGCCUAAAGGUGGCCGAGAAGGGAGUAAAAGCAAACGACAGACGAAAGCGAAGCGUAAAGCCUCUCCAAAGAGAGCUGAAGAUACCAUGGAUGUCGAUGAAGAAGAGGCAAUGAGUGUAACUAGCCAGGGAUCGCUCGACUUCGCGAAUGGAGACGAAUUUGCCGCUGCUGAAGGAAACGAAGAUGGUACAGAGGAAAUUACAGUUAACAUGGAGCAAGUUCUGGAUGAUAAUUUAGAUGGUGCAACUCAAAAGAGUGCAAGAGGCAGACAGACCUGUUUAGCCAAUAUUCAAAAGGCUUUGAGAUCCAAGUUACUUUUUGACUAUGCUGUAAACAGAAAGAUGACGAUCCAGGAUACCGUAGAACGGUUUCUGAGGAGAGGUACCACAGAGGACCGCGUUCUUGCGGCAUCCAUAGCCUCAUUGCUGUGUAUCCAGCUUGGCUUUGGGGUUGAUAGUGAAGAGUUGUUUAAAAGUCUUAAGCAGUAUCUUAUAAUUGUGAUCCAGGAUCCAACAGCACAUCCGGCAGCUAGAGCAAGUUGCUGUACAACUCUUGGGAUCUGUUGUUUCCUUGCUUGCGAUGAAGAUGAGGACUUCAAAGAGUGCACUCAAGUCUUUGAGAAUGUCUUCAACACUAACAAGACAGUGCAGCCUCCUCAAGUACCUUUCCACUGCAGUGCACUUCUGUCUUGGGGCCUUUUGUUGUCCAUUGCAAACAAUGCCGAGGACCUAGUACAGCAGUAUAUGCGAAGGGUAAUAAAUAUUCUACAAACCAGCAAUGAGAUAGACCUGAGGAUUUCUGCUGGUGAGAUUCUAGCCCUGAUGUACGAGAUCAAGCGGUUUUCAGAUGAGAGCUUCCAGGGAGACAGGAAGAGAAUAUGUGAACUGUUGAGAGAACUGGCCACAGAUAGUGACAGACACAAAGCAAAGAAAGAUUUGAAGCAGCAGAGAGCAAGCUUCAGGGAUGUACUCAAGGCUGUGGAGGAUGGAGCUGUUCCUGAGGAUUCCAUCAGGUUUGGCACAGAAGUGAUGGAGUUGGACUCCUGGGCCAGGAGGCGACAGUAUGGAGCCUUGAAGGACACCCUAACCACUGGAACAGUCACUCAUCUAAAGGCAAAUGAACUGGUGCGGCAGAUUUUUGAGCUGGGUCCUCCUAUCAGCCUGGAAGAGUCAAAACAAAAGAAAUGUAGCAAAUAUGAGAGGCAACUUUGGAACAAUGCAGCCUCCAAGGCAAGAACCCUAACACGCGGCAAGCAUCGUGACAAGCGUAAUGCCAGCAUGUACUAGUCGCCUGACCAUGUGUUGCAUGUGACGCAGUGGAUGUGUCUAGACAGUCACCUGGCCAUGUGUUACGCAGUGGAUGAGUCUAGACUGAAGCAAACAGGGAAACACUACAGUGGAUGAGUCUAGACUGAAGCAUACAGGGAAACCUAAAACCUAAAGCGAAAUUUGGUUGCUGUUCUUUUUCAUGUUCCAUUCCAAAUGCAUGCAAAUGAAAAUGAAUCAAUUGAUUCUGUUCAUUAACAAAGCAUUUUCAAUUGGAAUGGUACAUGAAAAAAAAUGGUGUCUAAACUAUGCCUAAGUCUUAAAGGGAUGGAAGUAAAAAAAUGAGGGAGUGAGCUCUUCCUCUUCUCACCUCUUCCAAGCUCAUUUGUUUUUCCAUUUGUUUGUCCCAACAGCCUUUCCUGGUAGCCACAGUCUUUAUCUCAUUCAAUGAGGCACACCAUCUCGAUUUGUCUCAUCUAGCUAAAAUUAAGUCAUAGGUUUUUAAAUGAAAUAAUAUAAUUCCAUUCCAUACCUGCACACUGGUAUGUUUUUGUGUUAGACUCUGUAUUUAUUUUAAUCAUGAAUUCAACCUGUCUUUUCAAGUUUUGUAGUGUGAUUUUACUAGUUUUUUUCAUGUGGCGCCGCGAAAUUUAGUCUCCUAAUGUAAUUUGCUGGUCCAAGCCUAUAAAAUGUACUUUUAAGUUAAUUCAUGUACUUGUGAAGGGUAGACAACAGCUGUGAUAGCAUGACAUGACUGCCACACUAUGUGCAUUCUGAGAGGGCCAGUGGUCUUCGUUGGCACUCCUAAAGGUCUUUACCACAGUUAUCCCCGGCGUUACUGGUGGUUGAAAUACGGGAACACUGGAUCCCUGAGCAUGCGGUAUUUGUAGUACUACUUGGCUUUUUUUUUUCAACCAAAGUAUUCAUACUAAACCCAAAUGGUACAGAAAAGCCAUUCGCCAUGAACUUUCUCUUGUAGAUUGUAUAUUUUUGUGAUAAUUCAAAAUUAACGGUUGAAUGGCAGACACUGGAAAGCCACAAUGUUCUAUAAAAGAUAAAUAAACUGUCACCAUGCUGA